AUGGGUUUACUGCAACCCGUACCCCAAACCAGGCAAAACCCAAAGUUGCCCUCUUACCAACCCGGUGCUCGAUGUGCCUACCAUUCGGGAGCGGAAGGGCAUGACACUGAAGACUGUUGGACUCUCAAAAGGGAAAUCGAAAACUUAAUAGAGCAAAAAAGGGUGGUAUUGAAAGAUGAUGAAAUCCCCAGUGUGACCAACAACCCAUUGCAGGCCCACAACGACGGGCCAGUUAUUGGCAUGAUUUGUGAAGAUAAGGAGUUUGACUCGGCCCUGAAAGCCAUCAUUUCCAUCAUCGAUGUUGAAAAGAAGCUGAGGGCGGUUGCAAAGCAAGGAAAGGGAGAGAAAAAGAGUAACUCCACCCCUCAAAGUGCAAAAAAGAAUGUGGAAACCAAAACUGGGGCAGUCCCCCCAAAAGAUGCCAUUCUUUAUGUUCUCCGGGGUCACAGGAAAGAACAAACAACAUUGAGCCCUCCAAAAAGGUUCGAGCUGAACAGGGGACCUAAAAUGUACAUGCCUAAAGGGACCUAUGUGAAACCCAUGACAGACCCCACUGCCGUCCCAUGGAAUUACAAGAGAGCGGUAGUGACAUACAAGGGAAAAGAGGUCUUAGGGGGAGCAAAUGAAACUAGCCCAGCUGAGAAAUACAUUAACUUGGAGGAUUUGAAAAACGCCAGGAAGAAGCGGUUCCCACUAAAGAAGCCUGUUAGUGUUGAGGAGGCCGAAGAAUUCUUCUAUAAAAUGAAAACUGCAGACUACGAGGUUAUAGACCAACUCCGGAAGUCUCCUUCACAGGUCUCACUCCUAUCCCUACUGGUGAGCUCAACCGAGCAUCAGAAAGUGUUGAUAAAGACCCUCAAUGAGGCUUAUGUUCCGAUUGAAACCACUGUUGAACAACUAGAGAGGAUGGCAGAAAGAUUUUUCGCAAUCAACCAUAUCUCGUUUAGCAAGAAUGAUUUGCCUCCUGAAGGGGCUGCCCACAACAAAGCCCUUCAUCUAACAGUUAAAUGUGAGGGGUUCUAUGUGAAAAGGGUCAUGCUGGAUGGCGGAUCCGGAGUUGAUAUCUGUCCUCUCUCAACUUUGCAAAGAAUGGAGAUUGAAACGGAGAGAAUCAGGCCUAACAAUGUCUGCGUGCGUGCUUUUGAUUGCAUCAAGAGAGACACCAUAGGCGGGAUCGAUCUGAUUUUGACUAUUGGUCCUGUGGAUUUCGAGGUGACAUUGUAG
Molecule: messenger RNA, 1224 nt
Organism: Nicotiana attenuata
Lineage: Eukaryota; Viridiplantae; Streptophyta; Magnoliopsida; Solanales; Solanaceae
Exons: 2
Coding region: 1-1224 (407 amino acids)
Source: RefSeq, a predicted model, not a curated record